CCGUUUACACGGGUCAAGAGAGGAGGAGGAGGGACCGGCCUUUCUCCUCCUCCCCCUCCGGCAGACCCCGAGCCGGAAGGAGACAAGGGCUCCUCCCCCCACCACCACCUUUGCACCGAGGGGCAGGAAAGGCGGCGGCUCCACACGGGGCACCGGCAGCAUUGCACAGGGACGGCGGCUGGAAGAGCCCCUUCCCCAAGAUGGCAUUGACACAGCUGCGCGUGGCCGUGAUCGGGGCGGGGGCAGCCGGGCUGUGUGCUGCCCGCCACAUCCUCGCCUCCCCUGAGACGUUUGCUCCUCCGGUGGUGUUUGAGGCCUCUGGCUGCCUGGGAGGCACCUGGGUCUACACUGAGGAAAGCGGGGAAGAUGCGGAGGGGCGGCCAGUUCACUCCAGCAUGUACCGUGACCUCAGGACCAAUCUGCCCAAGGAAGUGAUGGCCUUUCCUGAUUUCCCCUUUGACCCAUUGCUGCCUUCUUUCCUGCAUCACUCGGAUGUGCUGGCCUACCUGGAAAGCUACGCAGAGCACUUUGGAGUCCAGGACCACCUCCGGCUUCAGUGGGAAGUGGAGGAUGUCAAGCCUCUGCAGAGAAGUGAGGGCGCCCCUGGCGGCUGGGAUGUCACAGCCACACGGCAGCAGGGACCAGAAUCAAUGCGGCAAGUGACGGAGCACUUUGAUGCCAUCAUGGUUUGUACUGGCCAUUAUGCAACCCCAUAUAUACCACCCAUCCCUGGCCUGGACAGUUUCCAAGGCCGCCUCCUCCACAGCCACUCUUACCGCCACCCAGAGCCCUUUGCUGGCCUGACAGUGCUGCUGCUAGGCGCCGGCCCCUCGGGAGUGGACCUGGCCCUGCAGCUGCGUGCUGUGGCUGCUCGAGUGCUGCUGAGCCAUCGGGGGCCGCCUGUCUGCGGGCUGCCGGAGGAUGUGAUGCAGGUGCCCCCGCUCUUGGAGGCGGGAAGGGAGAUGCUGGUGCUGAGGGACGGCUCAGUGCUGCGGACAGAUGCCGUGAUCCUCUGCACCGGCUACCGCUACCGGUUCCCUUUCCUGGACUUGGCCCAACUGGGCCUGCAAGAGACGGACUACGGGGUCGGGCCCCUGUACCGGCACUUGCUGCCGCCGCAACACCCCUCGCUGGUCCUGAUCGGCCUCUGCCAGCAGAUCUGCCCCUUCCCCCACUUCCACUGCCAGGUGCUCUACGCGCUUGCGGUGCUGGGGGGGCGCUGCCCUCUCCCCGCUGCAGCCAAGAUGGAGGCCGAUGCCCAGGCUGAGCUGGCACGGCACCUGCAGGAGGGGGGCCUGGCCCGGCACUUCAUGACCCUCCAUGCCCAGCAGUGGAGCUAUGCGGAGCAGCUCGCCCACCUUGCAGGCUUCCCUGCCUUGCCCCCUGCAGUCCGAGAGGUCUACGAAGCAGUGCGUGCCAGCCGCGCCCAUGACGUCAGCACUUACCGUGCCAGGAACUACCGGCUGUUGGGUCCUGAUGCCUGGGAGUUGGUGCGGGACUCCAGCAAGGACUGGGCAAAGGAUGGAGAUACAGAAUGAAGGCCUGUGGCCCUUACAGUUGGGGCUUCCCUCCUCUGUGUAUCGGGAUGGGACCCCUUUGUGGAUUCUUUCCAAAGCUCCAGCUGCAAUGAGAAAGCAACAUGGGCCUCUGAGGUCAUCUCUGGGGCUGCAGCAUGGGUGAGAGUUUGAAGCAGACCACAAAGACAUCGGCUGAAUCUAAUCAACAGGGACAGGAGUCUGGCCAGUGGUCAAGUGAGCAUCAGAACCCAGGUCACCCCACUCCUAGCACAACACGAUUAUGUGAUUCUGUCUGGCCUAAUCGGUACAAUAGUUAACUGCUUGUAGCAACUCUGAGAACCCUUGUUCAAGCUGGAAGAACUUUGGAGCGCAGUAGCCAUGCUGGGUCAGACCACAGUCUGACCUAGUUCAGAAUCCUCUUUCCAGCAGUGGCCUGACAGGUGUCUGCAGGAAACUCCACAAGUAGGGCAGGAAGGCAACAACCUUUCCCUGCCAUUUGAUACUCCCCGGGGAUACAGAGAAGCUGCUGCUGUUCAGUGGUAGACUGCCUCUGAACAUGGAAGUUCCACAUAGUCACUGUGACUAAUAGCUAUUGAAAGUCCUCCUGCUCUCUCCCAUGAAUGUAUUGAAUCCCCUUUUAAAGCCAUCUAAACCAGUGGCCAUCACCACAUCUUCUUGUAGGGAGGUCCACAGGUUAGCCUAUACAUUGUGUGAAGAAGGACUACCUUUUAUCUGGAAGACACACCCAAAGUUGUAGUAUUUGGAGAGAGGGAGGAAAGCUCCCCUAUGUCAAUGGAGGCCUGGUCUGCAACCUCUUUUUCAAAGGCUCACAAAGGAAGCCGCAGCAGUAGUCCUAUGAGGGAGGCUGGGCCCAGCGCACGGGAGCCUUAUGCAUCCUGGGUGGUGCCAUUAGGGCCUGCCUGCCUUGUCCUCUCGGUGAUACUCAUCUCUGAUGGGGUGGGGAUGGGGAACUCCCAUUAGUGCCUUGAGCGUAAGAAUCACAACGUUCUCGCCAUGUCAGAAGAAUAAAGAAGAAAGUCACGUG
This is a messenger RNA of Rhineura floridana, 2562 nucleotides long. RefSeq lists its product as uncharacterized. The transcript is spliced from 6 exons. The record is from RefSeq and is a predicted model, not a curated record. Gene Ontology annotation, molecular function: flavin adenine dinucleotide binding; NADP binding; N,N-dimethylaniline monooxygenase activity. Bases 201 to 1538 code for a protein of 445 amino acids. Lineage: Eukaryota; Metazoa; Chordata; Lepidosauria; Squamata; Rhineuridae.